Molecule: messenger RNA, 3146 nt
Organism: Nematostella vectensis (starlet sea anemone)
Lineage: Eukaryota; Metazoa; Cnidaria; Anthozoa; Actiniaria; Edwardsiidae
Product: ubiquitin carboxyl-terminal hydrolase calypso
Exons: 15
Coding region: 71-1810 (579 amino acids)
Biological process (GO): ubiquitin-dependent protein catabolic process; protein deubiquitination
Cellular component (GO): cytoplasm
Molecular function (GO): cysteine-type deubiquitinase activity
Source: RefSeq, a predicted model, not a curated record
AACAGAAAGGUUCCUGACAAAAUACUAAUAUCAACUACCAUGCGGUAUUAGGCUAAAGAGUAGCAGAACGAUGAAUCAAUGGCGGGAGCUAGAAAGCGAUCCAGGUAUCUUUACGCUGUUGAUCGAGGAGUUUGGAGUGAAGGGGGCACAAGUUGAAGAAAUCUACGACUUGUCAAAACCUAUGAAAGGCCAUGUCUAUGGGUUUAUAUUCUUGUUCAAAUGGAUUGAAGAGAGGAGAUCUCGACGCAAGAUUCAACACAUUGAUGAAUCAUUUGUGGAAAAUGAGGAAAUUGUGAAUGAUAUAUUUUUUGCCCAACAGGUCAUCCCUAACUCUUGCGCCACUCACGCUCUCCUUAGUGUUCUUCUCAACUGCCCUCACAUUGACUUGGGAGAAAAUGUCAGCAAACUAAAGGAUUUUUCAAAAAACUUCAAUCCAGAGAAUAAAGGCUAUGUUAUCGGUAACCUCCCAGAGCUUGCUAUGUCCCAUAAUAAGUUUGCAAGACCCGAGCCUAAACUACUACCUGAAAAAACAAACUCCAUCUCAAGUGCGAGAGCGCUUGAGGCGUUCCACUUUGUCAGCUAUGUACCUAUCAAGGGGAGACUGUUUGAGCUGGAUGGUCUUAAACCAUACCCAAUCGAUCAUGGACCAUGGGGAGAACAAGAAGACUGGACCGAGAAGUUUCGCCGAGUGAUCACUGAACGCCUGGGCAUAGCAACUGGGGGUGAGCCCUACCAUGACAUCCGGUACAAUCUCAUGGCAGUUGUUGCAGACAGAGUGACUGAGUUUGAAGAAGAGCUGGAAAAACUGACCAAUGAAAGGAGUAAACUACUUGAAACUGGCAAUAAGCUUGUUGAGGAGAAACAAAACAAUCCAGCAGAAACCUCUGAUGGGGCUGCAUCCCCAUCACCAGCAACACAAACAACCUCUUCUCCCACAAACAGUUCCACGUCAGUGCAAGUGCAACCCUUGGAGACCUCCAAAGACAAUGCCAAGCAACUAAUGCCACCCCCACCACCACCACCCCGAGCAACACCUCCUCCUGUUUCCAUAGCAACAGUUGCCAUAACAACAGCUGCAGCACCAGUUUUACCAUCAACAACCUGCUCAACUGUGAGCCUUAGCUUUUCAUCUGUUACAGCAACUUCUACACCUUCUUUGGAAAGUGUUGCCAAGGCUAAAAGUGUAGCAGGUGAUAAGCCUGUUGCUAUGGAAACCGAGUCAAUUGUGGCUUCAGGUGUUGCAGCAGGAGUAGGUGACUUGGAGAAGGAAAGUCAGCCUGAGUCGCCCAUCAGCGUCAGUACAGGUGUACCUGAUGAAACAGGGGAGACAACAGAGACGUGCCCAUCAGAAGAUCAACAGGAUUACACAGAGACAUACUCAGACUUUGAGGACGAUAACUGGAAGAGUAAUAAGAAGUAUGAUUCCGAGGAGGUCAGAGAAGUGAAGAAAGAAGAUCCAGUGCAAAAGCUUAUUACAGUGUUGAAGGACAUAUCGGAGACAUCAAUUGAGGCCAAGGAGCUCGCUUUAGAGCUCCAUGACGUGGAACUGCGCAUGACAACUUGUGAGACGGCGCUGCGAGAGGAGAAGGACAAGAGGAAGAAAUACUAUGUUGACCACUGCAGACGGACACAUAAUUAUGAUCCCUUCAUCUGCACAUUUCUGACCAUGCUCGCGCAGGAAGGCCACAUGGGGCAACUCGUCGAGCAACACACAUCACUCAAGCGGCGCCUUGCACAGAGCAUGGCACAGAAACGAUCUCACAUCAAAGUCAAGAGGCCGUACAAACGACGGCCCAAGAAGAACGUGUAACAUCAAGAUUCAAGAGACCGUACAAACGACGGCCCAAGAAGAACGUGUAACAUCAAGCUUUAAGAGACCGUACAAACGACGGCCUAAGAAGAACGUGUAACAUAAAGAUUCAAAUGGAGAGUCAUGAAAAUGUUACUUAGAGUCGGGAAAUAAUCAGACGAGAAGUUGAAAAGAUGUGUGGAGUCUAGAGAACCUUCACUGAAGAGUAAGAAAAUGAUGUAUAAAGGAUCAACAUAAGAAGUUAGGGAAAUAGAAGGCCAAAGCCGUAUGCGAAGGAUUAGCUUACGGAGAUAGUCGUAGGAAUGGCGGCGAGUUCCAUUAUUCUCAUGGAAGUACACCCCAUAAAAAAAACAUAACGCCCUACAGAUUUUCUGGUUUCAUGUUUUUAUAUGCGAGAAACUCAGGGCGCCUCGUGAGUCGAGGUGGAGUAUAUAUCUUAGGGGCUAACACUUUUAUCCCAGUCUGUUUUAUUAGGAGCUCUUUCGGUUAAGUUUCUGUACAUACCUUCAAAAUGAUUAACAGUCAUAGUAUCGGUCGUGUAUUUAUUGCUAUCAUUGUAAAUAGUCCCACUAUAUCAAAUCUAUCAAAAUGAAACAAUUACAAAAUGGUACUGAGGCGGAAUUACGCCUGCUGUGUUGCACCAGCGGUUACCCCCGCUACGCGCAUGCUCCGUGCAAUGGCAGCUCUCAGGUGUGGCAAUCCAUACAUGUCAAGCACUAGAAUGUAGAGACGGUAUAGCAUAAUGACCACAGUAAGCGCAUUCUUAGCCGUGAAGAAGAUGUGGAUUUCACUAGACACCCCAUAGCCAAUCAGCAGGGAGAGCCGGAGUAAUAGAAAAGGUCCGUCUUGCAUGAACAGGGCGGCCACUAUCUACAAGUAAACGCAUAGAAGAGCGUUAAAAAGGGACUUUUUAAAUUUUAACUUAUAACCGCCCCUUGGACUAUGGCCGGUCUAAUAAGGAUAUUACUUAUAACCGCCCCUUGGACUAUGGCCGGUCUAAUAAGGAUAUUACUUAUAACCGCCCCUUGGACUAUGGCCGGUCUAAUAAGGAUAUUACUUAUAACCGCCCCCUUGGACUAUGGCCGGUCUAAUAAGGAUAUUACUUAUAACCGCCCCUUGGACUAUGGCCGGUCUAAUAAGGAUAUUACUUAUAACCGCCCCUUGGACUAUGGCCGGUCUAAUAAGGAUAUUACUUAUAACCGCCCCUUGGACUAUGGCCGGUCUAAUAAGGAUAUUACUUAUAACCGCCCCUUGGACUAUGGCCGGUCUAAUAAGGAUAACACAUACUGCAGACUAACCUUGAAGUGCGCACUAUUAAAAAAACAUGUUUACUGUA